GGUGUCAUUGGGACAGUCCUAGAGGGUGGUGCCAAUGGAUGAAUGGAUGGAUGGACGGUAGUCCAGGGAUGAUGUCCCUGUCUGUCCUGAACCGGGCCCUUCCUCCAAUGAGAAGCCUUCCUGAGAAACUGGGCAUCUCUGUGGCCCUGAGUAUCCCAGGAGGCUGAUCGUACAGAGACCUCUGGUGCCUGACCCCAGUUCGCAUCCACAACCCUGGAAUAGCCCAUCACAGGCCCUUCACCCUUGGCAGGUGGACACCGUUCAACCUGCUGGGGCAGGAUGAACAUGGUGGAGGAUGUAGAUAGUUGGCGGGCGCAGGAGCGAGAGGACGUCAUCAGGAAAUAUGAACAGGGGCACCAAGCUGGGCUGCCAGAGGACAAGGGGCCUGUGCUUAUCGGAAUGUUCGAACACAUGGAUCCGUUUGGGAUUGUGCAUGAGAUGGAGCUGCCUUCUCUGACUGCGCGGGAGGCAAAGCGAAUUCGGCGGGAGACAAGGAGAAACAGCAAGUGGCUGGAGAUGCUGGGCGAAUGGGAGACGUACAAGAACAGUGAAAAGCUCGUAGAUCGCAUAUACGAGGGAAUUCCCACGAACAUCCGGGGCCCGGCGUGGUCAGUCCUCCUGAACAUUCAGGAAAUCAAGUUAAAAAACCCCAGCAAAUACAAGCUCGUGAAGCAGAAGGGCAAGAGGUCAUCUGAACACAUCCACCAGAUCGACCGGGAUGUUAGCAGGACUCUCCAGAACCAUGUCUUCUUCAGGCAUCGAUAUGGAGCCAGGCAGCGGGAACUCUUCUACAUCCUCCUGGCAUCUGCGGAGUAUAACCCGGAGGUGGGCUACCACAGGAACCUGAGCCACAUCGCCCCCUUGUUCCUCCUGUAUCUGCCUGAGGAGGACGCAUUCUGGGCACUGGUGCAGCUGCUGGCCAGUGAGAGGCACUCCCUGCAGGGAUUCCACAGCCCAAAUGGCGGGACAGUCCAGGGGCUCCAAGACCAUCAGGAGCAUGUGGUACCCACGUCACAACCCAAGACCAUGUGGCAUGUGGACCAGGACAUAGACGCUGGUCUAUGCGGGCAGUGUUUCUCGUUAGGCUGGCUUCUCCGGAUGUUAAUGAAGAUCUCUCUCGGGCUGACCCUGCGCCUGUGGGACGUGUACCUGCUACAAGGAAAACAAGCACGGAUGCCCAUGACCACCAUUGCGUUCGAGGUGCAGAAGAAGCGCCUCAAGGAGACAUCCAGUUCUGGCCUGUGGGCGUGCUUUCGGAGCCAGUUCUGCCGUCACUGGGCCAGGGAUGAUGACACGGUGCUCAAGCACGUCAGGGCCUCUGUGAACAAACGAGGGAGGAAGCAAGCGGACCUGCCACCCUCAGCCAAAGCCGAGCAAGGGUCCUCGGCACCCGGGCCUGUGCUGGCUUCACGUGGCGGGAAGACCUUCUGCAAGGGGGACAGGCAGGCCCCUCCAGGCCCACCAGCCCGGUUCCAGCGGCCCAUUUGGUCAGCUUUCCCGCCACGAGCACCUCAUUCUUCCACACCCUGUCCUGGUGGGGCUGUCCGGGAAGACAGCUACCCUGUGGGCACUCAGGGUGUGCCCAGCCCGGCCCUGGCUCAGGGAGGACCUCAGGGUUCCUGGAGAUUCCUGCAGUGGAACUCCAUGCCCCGUCUCCCGAUGGACCUGGAUGUAGGGGGCCCUUGGUUCCCCCAUUAUGAUUUCGAACAGAGCUGCUGGGUCCGUGCCAUAUCCCAGGAGGACCAGCUGGCCACCUGCUGGCAGGCUGAACACUCUGCCGAGGGAGUGAGAUUGGCUCUCGCCGAACUGAACAAUGUGGGCAUGGACUUCCGGGCCCUGCAGUGCACCCAGCACUGAUUCCGACCAGGACACCUCCUUCGCAGCUAGGGACGAGGAGCAGUGCACUCCCACCUCAGGGCCUUAUUAUUUAGUUAAUAGGAUUGUACUCAUGUUACAUCUCUCAAUUUUUUUUUAAGAGAUAAAGUCUCACUCUGUCACCCAGGCUGGAGUGCAGUGGUGCAAUCAUGGCUCACUGCUUCCUGGAACUCAUGGGCUCCAGCAAUCCUCCUGCCUCAGCCUCCUGACUAGGUGGGACUAUAGGCACACGCCACCGUGCCUGCUAAUUUCUUGGACUUUUCUCUAGAGACAGGGUCCACCCGUGUUUCCCAGGCUGGUCUCAGACUUCUAGACUCAAGUGAACCUGAACCUCCCGCCUCGACCUCUCAAAUUGCUGGGAUUACAGGUGUGAGCCACCACACCCGGCCUGAAUUUCUUAUGUGCCAUGCUACUACAAAACGUCAUUAGGGCUUCCUUCCCCUCCCUCCUUCCCUCCUUUCCUUCCUCCCUCCCUUCCGUCCUUCCUUCCCUCCCUCCCUCCCUCCCUCCCUCCCUCUGUGGCCCCGGCUGGAGUAAACUGGGCUCGCUGCAGACUCCCUGCCUCCGGCUCCCGUGAUUCUCCUGCCCUGGCCCGCGCGCUGCCUGGGAUUGCCGCCGCGCGCCACCACCCCUCCCUGGUUUUUCUCCUUUGGCUGGAGGCGCCGUUUCGCCAUGUCGGCCAGGCUGGUCUCCAGCUCCUGACCUCCACUGCUCUGCCCGCCUCGGCCUCCCGAGGUGCUGGGACUGCAGAAGGAGGCUCGGUGUGGCCCGGGCUGGAGUGCGGUGACGUGGUCUUGGCUCGCUGCAGCCUCUGCCUCCCAGCCGCCUGCCUUGGCCUCCCAGGGUGCUGGGAUUGCAGCAUCUGCCCGGCCGCCACCCCGUCUGGUAAGUGAGGAGCCCCUCUGCCCGGCCGCCCCCCCGUCUAGGAAGUGAGGAGCACCUCUGCCCGGCCGCCCCAUCUGGGAAGUGAGGAGCACCUCUGUCCGGCCGCCCCCCCGUCUAGGAAGUGAGGAGCGCCUCUGCCCGGCCACCCCGUCUGGGAAGUGAGGAGCGCCUCUGCCGGGCCACCACCCCGUCUGGGAAGUGAGGAGCGCCUCUGCGCGGCCGCCCCGUCUGGGAAGUGAGGAGCGCCUCUGCCCGGCCGCCCCUUCUGGGAUGUCAGGAGCGCCUCUGCCCGGCCGCCGCAUCUGGGAAGUGAGGAGCCCCUCUGCCCGGCCGCCCCGUCUGGGAAGUGAGGAGCGCCUCUGCCCGGCCACCCCGUCUGGGAAAUGAGGAGCGCCUCUGUCGGGCCACCACCCCGUCUAGGAAGUGAGGAGCGUCUCUGCCCAGCCGCCCCGUCUGGGAAGAAGUGAGGAGCGUCUCUGCCCAGCCGCCCCGUCUGGGAAGAAGUGAGGAGCGCUUCUGCCCGGCCACCCAUCGUCUGGGAUGUGAGGAGCGCCUCUGCCCGGCCACCCCGUCUGGGAAGUGAGGAGCGCCUCUGCCCGGCUGCCACCCCAUCUAGGAAGUGAGGAGCGUCUAUGCCCGGCCGCCCCGUCUGUGAAGAAGUGAGGAGCACCUCUGCCCGGCCGCCCCGUCUGGGAAGUGAGGAGCGCCUCUGCGCAGCCGCCCCAUCUGGGAAGUGAGGAGCGCCUCUGCCCGGCCGCCCCGUCUGGGAAGUGAGGAGCCCCUCUGCCCGGCCGCCCCAUCUGGGAAGUGAGGAGCACCUCUGCCCGGCCGCCCCGUCUGGGAAGUGAGGAGUGCCUCUGCCUGGCCACCCCGUCUGGGAAGUGAGGAGCCCCUCUGCCCAGCCGCCCCGUCUGGGAAGUGAGGAGCACCUCUGCCCAGCCACCCCGUCUGGGAAGUGAGGAGCGCCUCUGCCCGGCCGCCUCGUCUGGGAAGUGAGGAGCGCCUCUGCCCGGCCGCCCCGUCUGGGAAGUGAGGAGCGCCUCUGCCGGGCCACCACCCCGUCUAGGAAGUGAGGAGCGUCUCUGCCCAGCCGCCCCGUCUGGGAAGAAGUGAGGAGCGCCUCUGCCCGGCCACUCAUCGUCUGGGAUGUGAGGAGCGCCUCUGCCCGGCCACCCCAUCUGGGAAGUGAGGAGCCCCUUUGCCCGGCCGCCACCCCAUCUAGGAAGUGAGGAGCGUCUAUGCCCGGCCGCCCCGUCUGUGAAGAAGUGAGGAGCACCUCUGCCCGGCCGCCCCAUCUGGGAAGUGAGGAGCGCCUCUGCGCAGCCGCCCCAUCUGGAAAGUGAGGAGUGCCUCUGCCCGGCCUCCCUGUCUGGGAGGUCUACCACAGAGGCCAGAAGCAAUGUGGGGGCUGGAUGUGGUGGCUCACGCCUGUAGUCCCAGUACUCUGGGAGGCUGAGGCGGGUUGAUCACUUGAGGCUAGGAGCUCGAGACCAGCCUGGCCAACAUGGCGAAACAUGAAAAACACAACUGUCAAACCAACCAACGAACGAAGCGACAACAAAACAGUUCUACCCUGGAGUCAUACUCUAAUUUUUUCUAUUUUCCUCCCUUUCUGAUCCUUUAUCCCACUUUCUUUUUCUUCCUCUUCCUUCUCCUUCUUCUUUGUCAAAUAGAGGAUUGAGUUAUUAUCAUUGAUCCAUACAAAGUCCCUCUCUCAUUUAUUUUCUUUAAUUCCCACCCCCCAUUUCUAUUCCCCGUCUUCCCAUGUGCCACCUUCCUAAUAUGUUUGAUAUGCAUCUUUUUGUUAGUAUGUAGUUUUAGAAAAUGUUUAUUGUUUUGUGUGCAAAAAUAAAUAAAUAAAUAAAAUAAAAAUAAAAUUUAAAAAAAGUCAUUAUGAGGGGAAGUUGGAUGGAAGGUGCAGGACGACGCUGUAGUGCCUUUACAAUACUUCUGUAUAUCUAAAAUCAUUUCAACAGGAAACAUUUAUUUCAAAACGUGAAGGUGGUUCUCCUUCCAUGAGUUUAAAGUACAAAGGCAGGCUCAUGGUGUCAUCAAAACCUUCACGUUUUGAAAUAAAUGUUUCCUGUUGAAAUGAUUUUAGAUAUACAGAAAUAUUGUAAAGGCAGGCCGGGCGUGGUGGCUCAUGCUUGUAAUCCCAGCACUUUGGGAGGCCGAGGCGGGUGGAUCACGAGGUCAGGAGAUCGAGACCUCAGUGAAACCCCGUCUCUACUAAAAAUACAAAAAAUUAGCCGGGUGUGCCGGGCGCGGUGGCUCACGCUUGUAAUCCCAGCACUUUGGGAGGCUGAGGCGGGCGGAUCACGAGGUCAGGAGAUCGAGACCACGGUGAGACCCCGUCUCUACUAAAAAUACAAAAAAUUAGCCGGGUGUGCCGGGCGCGGUGGCUCACGCUUGUAAUCCCAGCACUUUGGGAGGCUGAGGCGGGCGGAUCACGAGGUCAAGAGAUCAAGACCACGGUGAAACCCCGUCUCUACUAAAAAUACAAAAAAAUUAACCGGGCGUGGUGGGGGGUGCCUGUAGUCCCAGCUACUCAGAGAGGCUGAGGCAGGAGAAUGGCGUGAACCCGGGAGGCGGAGCUUGCAGUGAGACGAGAUUGCGCCACUGCACUCCAGCCUGGGCGACAGAGCGAGACUCUGUCUCAAAAAAAAAAAAAAAAAGAAAUAUUGUAAAGGCACUACAGCGUCCUCCUACACCUUCCAUCCUGCUGCCCCUAAUAAUGACGUUUUGUAGUAGCAUGGCACAUAAGAAAUUAAGGCUGGGUGUGGUGGCUCACACCUGUAAUCCCAGCAAUUUGAGAGGUCGAGGCGGGAGGUUCAGGUUCACUUGAGUCUAGAAGUCAGACCAGCCUGGGAAACAUGGGUGGACCCUGUCUCUAGAGAAAAGUCCAAGAAAUUAGCCAGGCACGGUGGCGUGUGCCUAUAGUCCCACCUAGUCAGGAGGCUGAGGCAGGAGGAUUUCUGGAGCCCAUGAGUUCCAGGAAGCAGUGAGCCAUGAUUGCACCACUGCACUCCAGCCUGGGUGACAGAGUGAGACUUUAUCUCUUAAAAAAAAAUUAAGAAGGCUGGGCGUGGUGGCUCACGCUUGUAAUCCCAGCACUUUGGGAGGCCGAGGCGGGCGGAUCACAAGGUCAGGAGAUUGAGACCAUGGUGAAACCCCGUCUCUACUAAAAAAUACAAACCAUUAGCCGGGCGUGGUGGCGGGCGCCUGCAGUCCCAGCUACUCGGAGAGGCUGAGGCAGGAGAAUGGCGUGAACCCGGGAGGCGGAGCUUGCAGUGAGCCGAGAUUGCGCCACUGCACUCCAGCCUGGGCGACAGAGCGAGAUUCCGUCUCAAAAAAAAAAAGAAAAAAAAACAAAACACUUUAUGAACAGGGCCACAGGUUUGCAUGAGGCUUGUCAGUGGACCUCCAGGAUGAAGACCAAAGUAAUUGUACAAUUUCUAGUGGAAUAAUUGACACUUAAGAUCUUAUUUAUUUAUCAAAAGACUGCUGUGAGGUAUGAAUUCUUAACCCCAAUUUGCAGAAACUGAGACUAUGCCUGACACCACAGAGCUAGGAAAAAGUGGGCAUAAGAUCCUCACCAAGUCUGACUUCCAAAGGAAGGUUUGAAAAGAAACCUCCUUGCUACCUGCCAAAUCUCUGUAGAGCCAGCAGCCAUGUUCACACAUCAAACAGGACAAUGACAAUAGCGCCAGGAAUAGCUACUCCUGGUCAGAUGCCCUCAUGAGCUCAACUCCUCAGGAUGGGGACACUGGGCCCUGCCUAGGGGAAAGGAAGGGGGUUUGUAGGGGAAGCCCAGCCAGCCAAGCAACCAGAGAUGGGAAAAACCUAUUGGGAAGAACUUGCUUGCUCUAGCUGGGCUUUGCAAAACACAGGAAAAGAUGAGUCUGCACAGACGGAAAUGGUCUGGAAUGGCUGAAUGUUUCAUGUAGAAAUUUUAUUUUAUGAUGAAUACACUUGUGCCAUUUCUUAGAAUCAUUUGCUUGUUUAAUUCUAGUCUAUCAAGUGAUAAUUUUGUUGAUAUUUAGAGGCUCCUCCUCUUGUUAAUUUCUGUGGGAUUUUUGGUUAUAUUUAAUAAGGAAAAUAAUAUUAAAUGCCUAAGAAAAAAAAGAAACAAAGCCAAUUAUUCCUGAGAAUGUUUAAAUGUAUUGAAGUACACUUGUUAAUUGUUAGUAUAGAACCUACAUUUCAUAAUAGAAAACCUUGGACUUGCCAGUGGUAGCUGCUGGAAUGAGGUGUUUGUCCAGUACAUCCAGAACGUCGCCGCAGAUUAACUUUAGCUCAGUCUCAACCUGAAAAAAUAAAAGUAAAUUUAAAAAAAUCA
Messenger RNA from Symphalangus syndactylus (siamang), 7099 nucleotides. Its product is annotated as TBC1 domain family member 3G-like. NCBI's taxonomy places the organism in Eukaryota, Metazoa, Chordata, Mammalia, Primates, Hylobatidae. Gene Ontology annotation, biological process: regulation of GTPase activity. The record is from RefSeq and is a predicted model, not a curated record. Gene Ontology annotation, molecular function: GTPase activator activity; small GTPase binding.